AUGUCGCUGCUGACCCACGUGCUGGCGUGCCUGUUUGGCAUGGGCUCAUGGGUGGCCAUCAAUGGAAUGUGGGUGGAGCUUCCCCUAGUGGUACCCGAAAUCCCAGAGUACUGGUACCUGCCAUCCUAUCUCACAGUCCUCAUCCAGAUGGCCAACAUAGGUCCCCUGUUCAUCACCGUCAUGCACCGCUUCCGCCCCGGGGUUCUGGACGAGCGGCUUGUCAUUUACUGUAUCGUGGGACUGGGGAUCAUUGCCACGUUCCUGCUGGCCUUCCUCUGGCAGUACACGGUGCCAGUGGGUGGCAGUUUGCACAGUGUGCCCCUCCUGGUGCUGAGCUUCCUGCUGUCUGUGGUGGACUGCACCUCCUCCGUCACCUUCCUGCCCUUCAUGAUGAGGCUGAGCCCCCAGUACCUCACCACAUACUUUGUAGGGGAAGGGCUCAGCGGCCUCGUGCCUGCUUUGGUGGCCCUGAUUCAAGGUGUCGGGGUGGUCCACUGUCAAAACGUUACUGCGGCUGAAGCAGCCAACCACACGUUCGAUAAUUUGACAACAGGUGACAGUGGAGAGCUAAAGGCCAUCUACCAGCCCGCUAACUUCUCUGCCCAGGUCUUCUUCCUCUUCCUCAGUGCCAUGAUGGUGGUGUGCCUCGUAGCUUUCAUCCUACUCAACCAUCACCCUGCUGUGGCACGAGAGAGAAAGAGCGACAUGUACUUCAGCGACCACCUGGCCCCGGGCAAGAGAGAACAAGAUCUAUCCCUGCACGUCAAGACAGCAGAACAGAAGCCUAUGAUCAGUCCGUCGGAGGCCAGCAGGAGAGAGCAGAGGAGCUCUUUCGGGAAGGGGACGUACAGCAGCCCAGAGGUGAUGUUCAUCUUCAUUGUGCUGGCCUGGGUCAAUGCUCUGACCAAUGCGGUGCUGCCCUCGGUGCAGUCAUACUCCUGUCUGCCUUAUGGGAACAAAGCCUACCAUCUGGCUGCCACCUUGGCAGCUGUUGCGAACCCCAUGGCCUGCUUCAUCGCCAUGUUUAUACCGAUCAGGUCUCUCAUCUUCAUGGGUGUUUUGACCGUGACGGGGACAGCAUUCGGUGCUUACAUCAUGGCCAUGGCUGCUUUGAGUCCCUGCCCUCUGCUGGUCUACAGUCCCACUGGAACUGUGGUCAUAGUGAUGGCCUGGAUCCUGUUUGUCCUGACCCUGUCCUAUGUGAAGGUCAUCAUUGGUGUGAUUCUGCGGGAUGAAGGCCACAGCGCCCUCGUGUGGUGUGGAGCAGUAGUGCAGCUGGGCUCCAUGCUCGGCGCUUUAUCCAUGUUUCCACUGGUCAAUGUCUAUGGACUUUUCAAGUCAGGAGAUCCCUGCAACACCAGGUGUCCCAUGUAGUGGCGGGGCAAAUUUGACUGUAAAGGGUUAGAAUUGUAAUGUUUGUAACAGUCACUGUAUCUACUCUGUCAGCUGGUUUCCGAAGGGUUAAACUGUGUUUUUACAGAUAUAUCUAUUUAUUAACUUAACAAGGUCAACACUACAAGAGGUGGACAUGGCAUCCUAGAGUAUCAGUGUGUCAGACAACAUGAGACCAGACCUUAACAAUCCCAAAGACCACAGAGAAUAGUAUUCUGUUGCUAAGCCUAUGACAAUUCCUUCGCAACCAAGGAACCAUCUAGAGUUACUGUUUAUUUUUAGUGCUGUUUAGACAAUUCAUUUUGCUUUUAUAAGGAGGCUGUAUUUUAAAUGUGCCUUAAAAGACCUGUUUUCAGUGUAGUUUACAUAUUUAGACUUUUGUCUUUCUUUUUUUUUUAAUGUCACAUUCAAUUUUGAUUGCUUUAUGUAUGUUAGUUAAGUAGCAGAACAAAGCACUGGUACUGUCAUACAUGGAAAAUUUUAAAUAAAAAGAAAUGUCACAGU
Myripristis murdjan (pinecone soldierfish) is the source of this 1896-nucleotide messenger RNA. It is a transcript of the gene slc52a3-2b, whose product is annotated as solute carrier family 52 member 3-2b. Gene Ontology annotation, cellular component: plasma membrane. Gene Ontology annotation, biological process: riboflavin transport. The record is from RefSeq and is a predicted model, not a curated record. The transcript has 3 exons. Gene Ontology annotation, molecular function: riboflavin transmembrane transporter activity. Bases 1 to 1374 code for a protein of 457 amino acids. Lineage: Eukaryota; Metazoa; Chordata; Actinopteri; Holocentriformes; Holocentridae.